AUUGAAUCGCUCUCCACUCUCCACUCACCGUAAUAUCCGCAAUCAUGUUCACCACACGCGCCGCUAAGCAACUGCGCUCUCCCAUCCUCCGCCAGCUCGGCCGCCGCCAGCUCCACGGCGCCGGCCAGUCAGGCUUCCAGGGCGCUGCCGACAACGCUUUCAACCGCGAGCGUGCUGCCGUCAAGGACCACGCCGCUGCCACCAGUGACCUCUGGCGCAAGCUCUCCAUCUACGUCGUCAUCCCCUCCAUCAUUCUCGGUGGUGUCAACGCCUACCGCCUGUGGCUCGAGCACUGGGAGCACAAGUCCCACGAGCCCCCGAAGUCCGAGCAGCCCGAGUACCCCUACCAGAACAUCCGUACCAAGAACUACUUCUGGGGUGACGGUGACAAGACCAUCUUCUGGAACGACAAGGUCAACUACCACAAGAAGUCGGACGAGUAAAUUAUGCUCGCCUAUUCUUGGAAUGAACAAAGUGUAUCUCUGAGACUCUUCCAAUUUUUGUCCUUUUAGCCAAACACUCC
Molecule: messenger RNA, 523 nt
Organism: Aureobasidium pullulans EXF-150
Lineage: Eukaryota; Fungi; Ascomycota; Dothideomycetes; Dothideales; Saccotheciaceae
Product: cytochrome c oxidase subunit VIa
Exons: 4
Coding region: 45-443 (132 amino acids)
Biological process (GO): mitochondrial electron transport, cytochrome c to oxygen
Cellular component (GO): mitochondrial inner membrane
Molecular function (GO): enzyme regulator activity
Source: RefSeq, a predicted model, not a curated record